Messenger RNA from Guillardia theta CCMP2712, 1866 nucleotides. RefSeq lists its product as hypothetical. The record is from RefSeq and is a predicted model, not a curated record. Gene Ontology annotation, molecular function: signaling adaptor activity; NAD+ nucleosidase activity; phosphatidylinositol binding. Bases 1 to 1866 code for a protein of 621 amino acids. NCBI's taxonomy places the organism in Eukaryota, Cryptophyceae, Pyrenomonadales, Geminigeraceae. Gene Ontology annotation, biological process: negative regulation of MyD88-independent toll-like receptor signaling pathway; response to axon injury. The transcript has 3 exons.
AUGCAGUCGACAGGCGCGAAAGAGGUAUUCCUCUGCGGAAGUUCCCAUCCAACGGGUGGGGACGGGAUCAGAGCUCUGCAUGUGAUGAGUACUCGUGCAACCACGGAAAGAGAUGAAAAUGGCAGCGAACAUAAGGCUUACAACAUGUUGUGCGUCAUGAGAGGAGACAAUGAAAUCUGCUGGAACGUGAAGCGAAGGUUUAAUGAUUUUGUUACUUUGCAUAGUCGUCUUUCUCGAUAUGGCCAAGUCAAGGCCGAGCUUCCCGCAAAGAUUCCGUUUUCUAUGUUUUUGAAUGUGACAAGAACGAGAGAGACUGGGUUGCACACGUACAUCAACACAGUACUGGGACAUUGCAAUGACAAGCAAUGUACAGCUCUCACCAAGUUUCUACAAGUGAACAAGCAUAUUCAUCGCUUGUAUGCGGACAAGGCGCCUCUCGAGCAGAAUUCAAACAAUCAUCAUCAUGGGGAACUCGACCUUGAGCAAGAGAGAGUUUCGAGAUGCGAGGAAGUCCAUUCACCAGGGGUUAGCAGGCAAAGAUCGAGGAGUUUACCUCGUGAGGGGAACACCAUGAUUGUGCGAGGGGUGCCGAGAUCGUCACUGCAGAUGCAAUACUCUAGGGAUGACAUGUUCAUCAACUCAAGAUAUCGGAAUUCAGCUGACAAGAAUGGAGAAGAAUUGGAGGAAGAGAUGCAAAUGGCAAGGCCGAGAGAAAGUGGGAAUGGUGACGAGAAUGCCAGAGACAGCUAUGGAGAGGUCAGGAAACCACUUACAAAAGCAGAAAGGAUCUGUCAGGAAACUCUUCGUUUGCAGUGGGAGAUUCUUGACAAAAUCAAGCAAAGACGACGAGCAAACGACGUCGUGCACAAUGAUAUGGAGCUGAGUGAGAGGGCUGGGGUUGGGCUGUUCUUCAUCCAGCCCGAAAAUGGACUCUGCAUUGUUGAUGAGAUCGUCGUGGGGAGCCCAGCUUCGAAGUGUGGGAAGAUUGAAAUCGGGGAUGUCCUGCUCAAGGUAGAUGGGGAGCUGGUGGAUGGAUUGUCUCUCGACGACGUUCGCAAGAAGAUCGUGGGACGUGCAGGUUCCUUGGUCAGGUUGGAGUUUGAGAGAGCUUUCGUCACAGACUACGACAGUGAGGACAUAGAGUCUUGUGCAGACGAAGUCAGCGCCUAUCAUGUCUUUCUGGCGAGGCAGCAACUUCCGUUGGGGGAUGCCUGCGAUGAACAGGUUGCCGAGUCCUCAGACUGUGGGAGACGCGGGCGUGAGGAUCCACCAACAGUCGAGGUGGAGCAGAAGUCAAGGAAUGGCGAGCCUGCCUCGGAGAGGCGGGUGCCUGAGCCGAAGGCGAUGCGGACGUGCGCGAAUGUCGGAGGCUUCUCGGUGAAGAGCUCGAAUGCCAGGGGAUGUUUCUCUCUUCACUUCAUGCAGACUUCGGACCAGCGAGCGAAGAAAUCGGCGAUGAACCGACCACAGGAGAUGAACGAGACGGUUUCGAAGCGGCUGUCCGGAGGGAGCAGCUCUUCAACUCAGUCUCUGUCUCAUCGCUCGACAGUCCUGGCGAGCCAUUCGACCUCGUCGGAGUCUGUGCUGUCAGAAAGAGGUCAGGCCUCUCCGUCGUCCGGGUCAUCAGAAGCUCCUGCUUUCUCCUCGAAAGGGGUUGAGAGCUUCUCCGUGGAAGAAGUUGUCAAUUGGCUCGCAGAGCUGGAACUGAAAGAAUACUGCGAUGCUUUCAAGCAGAACAGGAUCGAUGGGGAGAUGCUCAUGGAGCUGAAUGAGCACGAUCUUCUCAACGACUUCGGCAUGAAGAACAAGUAUCACAGGAGGAGACUUUUGAGGAAGUUGCAUACAAGUAGACUGUGUGCGAUCUAG